Paramecium tetraurelia is the source of this 1587-nucleotide messenger RNA. RefSeq lists its product as uncharacterized. Gene Ontology annotation, biological process: centrosome duplication. The transcript is spliced from 4 exons. Gene Ontology annotation, molecular function: zinc ion binding. NCBI's taxonomy places the organism in Eukaryota, Ciliophora, Oligohymenophorea, Peniculida, Parameciidae. The record is from RefSeq and is a predicted model, not a curated record.
AUGUUAAACUUUUUACAAUAGAUCGAUUAGUUUGGAGUCUAGUAGAAGUUACAAAUUCCUCCGAUAAAACCCACAUAAAAAAGUGCUCUAGGUGGAUUAGUAACGUUAAUUUUAUAUGGUGCCAGUUUGGGAUAUUUUCUUUUUCAAAUUUUAGAUUGGCAAUCUAAUAAUAAACUCCCUAAAGUCACAUUUAUCCAAUCAUAAAUUAAUUAUGCUUAAAAAUUAAAGCUUCAAGGAGUAUUUGCAGAAAUAAGUUAUAUGCCAUCCUUAAAUAAUCCAAUAGAUCCCUUUAAUCCUCAAAAUCUUAUAUUUUCACCUCAUUUAAGAAUCAUUCCUUAUGACAGAUAGAAUAUCUAAAGCAUACCUCUUAAGUUUGAUUAGGAAUAAUUAGAAAAUGGAAAAAUUCUCAACAAAUUUCUUAUUCAAGACAUUGAGCCAUCCAGCUCUCCUGUUAAUUCAUUGAUACGUGAAUAGACUAACUAUCAAUUAUCUUUGGGUUACUGCAAUAUUAAAUUACUUUAAGAAGGACAAUUCUGUGCUAAUCAAGAUACAAUUGAUCAAUUCUUUAGCCAAACUAAUUUCUUUUAAGUCUUUAUUUACAUAUAGCAAUUUGAUCCCAAAACAAAAUCAUUAAAACUUAUACCAAAAUAUUUUAUAUUCGAUAUGAUAAAAGAUUAGCUUUAUUUCACUCAAUUUAUCCUCAAAGUAGGCGAAUUAAACAUGGAUGAUGGAUUCUUAUUUCCUAAUUCAAAUGAAUACACAUUUCUCUCUGAUUUAUAGAUUGUUAGUGCUCAAUAUGAUUAAGAAUAUUCCAAAAAUAUGUAUGGAGAAGAAUUAAUUUCAAUUUUAUUUUUUAAUUUAGAUUAAAUAAAAAUAGUAAACAAUGUUGAAUAUCCUAAAAUAUCAGAAAUAUUAGCAGACACCGGUUCAAUAGUAACUUGGAUUCUUUCAAUCUCUUUUAUAGUCUCAAAUUAUAAUGAAACCUUAAGUUUGGAAUCAACUUAGAGGAAUGUAAUUAGUAUGUAUUUUAAUGAUUUUACUGAUUUUUCAAUAAAAAAGAAUUGGUUAGGCAAAAUAAUAAGUGUUAACUUUAAAGGAAGAGAAUAUGAUACUUAAAAAUCAGAAGAAAUCUUGAAUAGAUUAAACCAAAUUGCAGUAGAAAAGAUGAAUUAUUUGAAUUUAUAAAAUGAAGUAGCUAAAUUAUAAUUAAUAGUAUAAGAACAUUUAGGGUUAUAGCAAAUUAACAAAUAUUUAGAAACAAAAUAUCAAUUAGAUCAACUUUUUGAUCAAUUAGGUAUACCUGAAAAGGUUUCAUAAUAGGCGAUAAAUUAAAUUCAAGCUUAAAAUGAAUAGUAAUCCGAAGGUAUUUCAUAAUUGAAUCUAGAUGCUGAGAAUGAUUCAAGGCCUAAUAAGCUUAUAAUUUUAGAAUAAGAAUUAGAAUCAAGAAUGGGGCUUUUAGACAUCAAGAAAUAUGAAAAUGGUGGAUUUAAAUAGUUAAAUAGUAACUUGCAAGUAAAGGAGUCAUUUUAAAAUUUAAAUACGUAUGUGAAAGUAAGUAACCUUGAAAAAUCUGUAGAUGUUAAAUGA